CUUUCUGGGUUCCAUAGGUGGAACUGUAUCGUAUUAUGUACACAAGGUACUUGCUGCUGUACUUAGCCUUUACCCAGUGCUCCUAGCGAAGCCGGCACCCGUUCCGGAUGACUGCACCGACCCUCGUUGGAAGUGGUUUAAGGGUUGUCUCGGCGCGCUGGACGGCACCCAUAUAAGUGUCUUAGUACCUACCGAUGACAAACCACGUUAUAGAUCGAGGAAAGCCCAGAUAGCAACUAAUGUUCUAGCUGUAUGUGAUCGUCAAAUGCAGUUUGUGUACUUGCUCCCUGGCUGGGAAGGGUCUGCGGGAGACUCCCGCGUCCUCAAGGAUGCAGUUUCACAUGCUGGAGGCCUUAAAGUACCGCAAGGUUGCUAUUACCUUUGCGAUAAUGCUUAUGCAAAUUGCAAUGGGUUCCUCACACCAUUCAAGGCAACACGCUAUCAUCUCAAGGAGUGGGGUCCAGAGGCUGAAGCUCCACAAAACCCGAAGGAAUUAUUCAACAUGCGACAUACCAAAGCGCGAAAAGUGAUUGAACGCGCAUUUGGAGUAUUGAAAAUGCGGUGGGGCAUUCUAAGGAGCGCUUCCUUUUACCCUGUUAAAAUGCAAAUCCGUUUAAUCAUGGCAUGUUUCUUACUCCAUAAUUUCAUUCGACGUGAAAUGGAGGUGGAUCCUGUGGAAAUUGCGUUAGACACAAACAUGAACUUAACGAACGCCGAGGAAGAUAACAUUGGUGGGGAUUAUGUUGGCUGUGUUGAGCCGUCUUCCGAUUGGACUCAGUUCAGAGACAGUAUAGCACGCAACAUGUGGAAUAACAGAUGAAUGAUCCUUCUAUUUGGAUAGAAGUAUCUUUGAACUGAGAUUACACUUUCCUAUGUUAAUUGACCAUAUUGUACUCCGAUUUAUAAGACUGUGCUACUGUUUUAUGAUAUGUGUAUGUUGCUCUUUGA
This is a messenger RNA of Salvia splendens (bonfire salvia), 948 nucleotides long. RefSeq lists its product as uncharacterized. The record is from RefSeq and is a predicted model, not a curated record. The coding region runs from base 266 to 820 and encodes 184 amino acids. The transcript has 4 exons. Lineage: Eukaryota; Viridiplantae; Streptophyta; Magnoliopsida; Lamiales; Lamiaceae.